GCAAGGUAGAAAUACUUCCGGGAUUUGAAUGUAGUUUUGAUAUUUUGUUUUAUAUUUCCGGUUUUCCGAAAAGUUCCAAUUGUACUUUUGUCCCAAAGUCUCUAAUAGUUUCCUGGCGCAGCUUUACAUUGAUCUAGAGUUUAAAUCCAAAGAAAACGGACGAAGAAAUACAUCUGAAAUAAAUAGAAGGUAAAACUUUUCUGGUCGUUGUUUACGUUUUGUUCGCCAGGAGACAUUCAUAACUAACAACGAAAAAGAAGGAUGAUGGUGGAGGGGGAGAACCAGAGAGGGGACACCCUCGUACCCAGCGAGGGAGAGGGGUCUGGUGGACAGGAGGCCAUCCACAUGAAGGAGUCCGUUUUCGAGGACAACACAGAACCCGAUGAGGGUUCACGGACGCCAACCACAGGACCAGUGGUUGUCACGGGAAACCAGAAAAUGCCCGCCAUCGAGAAACUGGAACAGGUUCGCAAAUGGAGCAUCACUACUUAUAAGUGUACUAAGCAGGUUCUGUCAGAGAAGAUGGGUCGUGGAUCCCGUACGGUCGACCCAGAACUCGAGGCCCGCAUCGACAUUCUCCGUGAUGACCGCCGUCGUUAUGAUCACGUGACCUGCCUGGCCCAGACACUCGCCACGCAGCUCGCCCAGGUCACACAGACGCAAAGGACUCUGGGCGAUGCCUUCACCGAGCUCAGCCUCAAAACGCCGCCACUACACGUAGAGUUUGGUCUGAACGGGGACACCCAGCGAUUCAUGUCGAAGAGCGGAGAGGUCAUGGUCUCGGCUUUGAACUCUUUCACCUCCGAUAUGAACACACUGGUUAACAAAACUAUAGAGGACACCAUGCUUAACGUGAAACACUACGAGACAGCCAGGAUAGAGUACGAUGCGUACCGUUGUGACCUGGAGGACUUGAACCUGGGACCCCGAGACACCGCCACCCUCCCCAAACUAGAGCAGGCCCAGAGAACCUUCCAGAACCAGAGAGAGAAGUAUGAGAAGAGCCGAAACGACCUGUCAGUCAAACUCAAACUACUGGAGGAGAAUAAGGUAAAGGUUCUCCAGCAACAGUUGGUAUUGCUCCACGGUGCUGUAGCCUCCAACAGCACCUCCAACCACCAGCACCUGGAGCUCAGCCUGCAGCAGGCAAGCACCAAGCUACCCAUGCCCGGCACGGAGGCUCCUUCCUGGCUAGAGGAGAGCUCAUCACCCCAAUAACCAUCCACCAUGUCUGGGGGUUCAUGAAACCUUCCAGUAUCUUAAUGCAAGUUGGGGCCUCUCAACUGCCACAUCUGUGGGCCAAAACAGGGGGUAUUGUCGACACUCCUGUUCUCUUAUCCUAUAGAGCCUAUAGGUUCUCCUCUUACCCUGUAGGUUCUCCUCUUACCCUGUAGGUUCUCCUCUUACCCUGUAGGUUCUCCUCUUACCCUGUAGGUUCUCCUCUUACCCUGUAGGUUCUCCUCUUACCCUGUAGGUUCUCCUCUUACCCUGUAGGUUCUCCUCUUACCCUGUAGGUUCUCCUCUUGCCCAAUAGAUCCUAUAGGUCCACCUCUUACCCUAUAGGUCCUUCUCUUACCCUAUAGAUCCUAUAGGUUAUUCUCUUAGCCAAUAGAUCCUAUAGGUUCUCCUUUUACCCUAUAGGUCAUUCUCUUAGCCAAUAGAUCCUAUAGGUUAUUCUCUUAGCCAAUAGAUCCUAUAGGUUCUCCUUUUACCCUAUAGGUCAUUCUCUUAGCCAAUAGAUCCUAUAGGUUCUCCUUUUACCCUAUAGGUCCUUCUCUUACCCUAUAGAUCCUAUAGGUUAUUCUCUUAGCCUAUAGGUUAUCCUCUUACCCAAUAGAUCCUAUAGGUUAUUCUCUUAGCCUAUAGGUUAUCCUCUUACCCAAUAGAUCCUAUAGGUUCACCUCUUUCCCAAUAGAUCCUAUAGGUUCUCCUCUUACCCUAUAGGUCCUUCUCUUAGCCAAUAGAUCCUAUAGGUUAUUCUCUUAGCCUAUAGAUCCUAUAGGUUAUUCUCUUAGCCUAUAGAUCCUAUAGGUUAUUCUCUUACCCUAUAGGUCCUCCUCUUAUCCUAUAGAUCCUGUAGGUCAUUCUCUUACCCAAUAGAUCCUAUAGGUUCUCAUCUUACCCUGUAGGUUCUCCUCUUACCCUAUAGAUCCUAUAGGUCCUUCUCUUACCCAAUGGAUCCUAUAGGUCCUCCUCUUACCAUAUAGGUCCUCCUCUUACCCUAUAGGUCCUCCUCUUAUCCUAUAGAUCCUGUAGGUCAUUCUCUUACCCAAUAGAUCCUAUAGGUUCUCAUCUUACCCUGUAGGUUCUCCUCUUACCCUAUAGAUCCUAUAGGUCCUUCUCUUACCCAAUGGAUCCUAUAGGUCCUCCUCUUACCCUAUAGGUCCUCCUCUUACCCUGUAGGUUCUCCUCUUACCCUAUAGAUCCUAUAGGUUAUUCUCUUACCCUAUAGGUCCUCCUCUUACCCUAUAGAUCCUAUAGGUUCUCCUCUUACCCUAUAGGUUCUCCUCUUACCCUAUAUGUUCUCCUCUUACCCUAUAGGUUCUCCUCUUGCCCUAUAGGUUCUAUAGGUUCUCCUCUUACCCUAUAGGUCCUCCUCUUACCCUAUAGAUCCUAUAGGUUCUCCUCUUACCCUAUAGGUUCUCCCCCUACCCUUCUCUUCCUGUAAUACCUCUCACUCUGUUUCUCCUACUUGUAUGCAGUGUUGUGACCUGACUAUAGACUGUUUCUUCGACUUGACUAUAGACUGUUGUUCACUCUGUUACUCCUACUUGACUAUAGACUGUUGUUCACUCUGUUUAUCCUACUUGACUAUAGACUGUUGUUCACUCUGUUUAUCCUACUUGACUAUAGACUGUUGUUCACUCUGUUGUUUUUCCUACUUGACUAUAGACUGUUGUUCACUCUGUUGUUUAUCCUACUUGACUAUAGACUGUUGUUCACUCUGUUUAUCCUACUUGACUAUAGACUGUUGUUCACUCUGUUGUUUUUCCUACUUGACUAUAGACUGUUGUUCACUCUGUUUAUCCUACUUGACUAUAGACUGUUGUUCACUCUGUUGUUUUUCCUACUUGACUAUAGACUGUUGUUCACUCUGUUAUUCCUACUUGACUAUAGACUGUUGUUCACUCUGUUGUUUUUCCUACUUGACUAGACUGUUGUUCACUCUGUUGUUUUUCCUACUUGACUAUAGACUGUUGUUCACUCUGUUUCUCCUACUUUUCUACAGACUGUUGUUCACUCUGUUACUCCUACUUGACUACAGACUGUUGUUCACUCUGUUUCUCCUACUUGACUAUAGACUGUUGUUCACUCUGUUGUUUCUCCUACUUGACUACAGACUGUUGUUCACUCUGUUUCUCCUACUUGACUACAGACUGUUGUUCACUCUGUUUCUCCUACUUGACUACAGACUGUUGUUCACUCUGUUACACCUACUUGACUACAGACUGUUGUUCACUCUGUUUCUCCUACUUGACUACAGACUGUUGUUCACUCUGUUUUCUCCUACUUGACUACAGACUGUUGUUCACUCUGUUGUUUCCUCUACUUGACUACAGACUGUUGUUCACUCUGUUUUUUCCUACUUGACUACAGACUGUUGUUCACUCUGUUUCUCCUACUUGACUACAGACUGUUGUUCACUCUGUUUCUCCUACUUGACUAUAGACUGUUGUUCAGUCUGUUUCUCCUACUUGACUACAGACUGUUGUUCACUCUGUUUUCUCCUACUUGACUACAGACUGUUGUUCACUCUGUUUCUUCUACUUGACUACAGACUGUUGUUCACUCUG
Messenger RNA from Oncorhynchus masou masou (cherry salmon), 3794 nucleotides. Its product is annotated as arfaptin-1-like. Gene Ontology annotation, biological process: intracellular protein transport; regulation of Arp2/3 complex-mediated actin nucleation. The coding region runs from base 262 to 1218 and encodes 318 amino acids. Gene Ontology annotation, molecular function: phospholipid binding; protein domain specific binding. The transcript is spliced from 8 exons. Gene Ontology annotation, cellular component: trans-Golgi network membrane. Lineage: Eukaryota; Metazoa; Chordata; Actinopteri; Salmoniformes; Salmonidae. The record is from RefSeq and is a predicted model, not a curated record.